This is a messenger RNA of Culex pipiens pallens (northern house mosquito), 6049 nucleotides long. RefSeq lists its product as uncharacterized. Bases 2005 to 5493 code for a protein of 1162 amino acids. NCBI's taxonomy places the organism in Eukaryota, Metazoa, Arthropoda, Insecta, Diptera, Culicidae. The record is from RefSeq and is a predicted model, not a curated record. The transcript is spliced from 9 exons. Gene Ontology annotation, molecular function: protein binding.
AGCGAAAUUGUCCAGCAGCACCACUGCCGGGGCUGCUGAAGCCGCGUGUGUUGUUGUUAUUUUCCUUUUUUUUCUCCACACACACAACAUACCAACCUACCUUUUCCCAGUCAACAACACUUCUUCUCUCGAACCACACUUCUCCGGCCGCCGGCUUCGACUGCUCUGACUCUAUCGCUCUUUAACCGCACCGUCGUCGUCCGUUUCUUGCAAAGUCGCUCAGUCUCUCGACGUACGCUCAAGGGUGAACACCUGUUGCUGCUUGUAGGCCGGGUCUUGAUCUGUUUCGGCUUAACUCGGCUUGUUUGUGCAGGACCUGAUCGCGACCUUCCUUUUUUUUCGGGACCUUUUUUUGUUUUGCUUCAGAUGUUCGGCGCUUUAAUCGUUCAAUUACGGUUGCUAAUUUGCUUUCGCGUUUAAGCUUGCCGCAGUGUUGUUGCUCUGAAGUUGCGAGGUGUUGCUGCGGAGAAGUGCGGCGAAGAGAAAGAAGACGGCAGCAAAACAAAAACAGUAAUCAACUCUAGCCGCAUCGGUACGCUGAUUCGGCUUGGAGCAGCUUUCGGAGAAGAAGUUGUGCGGCGAAGAGUGUACGAGAGGUGUUCAGGGAAGCCCUGAAGUUGAUUGGCUCGAGGAGGAAGAAGCAGCUGUGAAGAAGUGUGCGCUGAACGAUUUAAUGUGGAUUAUCAGUCAAUCGAGUGCUAAGCGAGUCGAGCCUUCUCUUCCGUUUGAUUGGUGUGAGUGUUGAACACAGUUGUUCAAGCAUUCAGGAAGUCACGUUCAGCUUCUUCAGCUGAUUGACUAAUAGGAUGAGCCGUAAUCAGCUAACUUAGCUGCGGAAAGUGACCGCGUAUCAACGAGAGUUAACGAUCAACUCCCUGUUGUUGUCAUUCUGUCAGAAGUGGAUUAUCCGCGAAGCCCGUGACGCGUUCUGCGGACUUCAGCACGUUCUCUGACUCUCUGGGAUGUCGUCGUCGUAGGUCGCCGGUCAACGACGCGCGAGUCACGUUUCGACGAAGGAAUUUUUGUGCAGCUUGUUUCUUCUUGCUGCUGUUCAAAGCUGAAGGUCUUCGGCGCUGAGCUAGGCAAGAAUCGACGGUGAAGUGUGUGAACUCACGUUGACAACAAGUUCUGCUGCAGGUAUUGCCUUGACGCGGCGAUUUGUGAUAAGAAUGUGUUACAGUUUGCACUUUGGCUGCAGGCUAUAAUUUUGCUGAAGAAGGUGACGAAAGUGUAGAACCCAGUCGAUGGUCUGACCGUGUGAAGAAAGCUCAAAAAGGUUGAAAACUUGGCGAGGAAAAGACGGUGUGUGUUGUGAUAUCGAGUGAGCUGUCUCGUACUAGUUUUCAAGCAAGGAAACUUCUUCCAGUCAUGUGUGAACAUCAAUGAUCAUAAAGCUUAGAAACCCAUUUUGAGUGCUUCCAUCCCAAUGGGCCCCCACCACCGAAGACAAGGAAGAACAAAACGACCAUAAUUAAAACGGCUUGGUCCAUAAAAUCCGCCACAGAAAAAAAAAACUGUGAUUUUUGAUGGCCUUCGAUGCCUGCAGAUUGGGUGCGUUGGGUGGAGGGAUGUGCCUUAUGAAGUUGUGCAACCAUUAGGAAGAGAGAGGGGUGGGGGAAAAAGAUGAGUAAUGAAAAUUUAAUUAGUGAUUUCAAGAAUUGAUCCCCCGACGGAGGGUCGUAAAAAUUACUGCAGAACAAACACAACCAUCGGUGGCUAGGUUUUUUACGCGGAGUUUUAUCUCCAAGUUGGGUGGAUCAUCUGCUUCGUUAAACUGAUUUUUUUAGUGGUAUAAACGGUGAAAAAGGAAGCGAGAAAAAGGAAGAAAAAUCUUGGAUUUAUUAACAACCUCACUCAGUGCAAAUUUGUUCGCCAAACGGGAAUUCCUUGGAAAACGGUACGACCCAACCUCGGCGAGACCUCGAGAGACCCCGGAAUCAGUUAAUUGGAUUAAAUCUUGUUAAUGAUGACGUGACCCUCGGCGCAACCCAACUCAACGCAAGGAUGCGUUUGUUCAAAGCCAAAAAGCUCCCAGAUAUCGCCAGCGCAACUUCGGAACCUGCCAGCACUUCAGAACCCGCAGCAGCUUCCAGUGGCAACCCCCUGACCCGUAAUGACAUUAUCAUUGCGAGCAGCGCCCAAUCAGCCACGGCUGGACCGCCCUCGCCGGCAGUGACAGUGCCAACCGACAACUCAUCAACGUCAACGCCACCGCCACGGGUGACAAUCUCAUCGACAACUGGCAACACUGCCGGUGGUGACAGCGGGAUGGCCAGCGCCACAACGCCACAUGCGAAUGAUAAAAUUUGCACAAUUAAUAACAAAACCGAGAAUAUUAGAUUAUCGUCGGAGAUGGCACGCAAUCAGGGGCUGGUGGGGGCGAGCUUCAACGGGCUGUCAGGCCAGCCGCAUCCGAUGCAUCAUCAUCAACCGAAGCAGCAGCCCGGGAACAUCAACGGCACGGCAGCACUGGGGCCGCUAAUUGGCAGGAACGGGAUCGGUCCCAUGCCCGGCUACAAAGUGGUCACCGCCGUUCCUGUCAUGGUGCUGGACGAAGACCAGCAGCAUAGCUCAACGCCAACGCCAGCGACAGCUCCACCUCCGCCCUCUUCAAUCGUGGCUGUUGCAUCCUCCAAAGAGAGCAAAAAUGUGUUUACAUGGGGUCGUAAGAUGGGCAAAAAAUUCGACCUGCUACGCCGCGGUAGUGACGCCCAGAAACUUCCUUCGCCAACAUCAACAACCCCCACGACUCCGUCAUCCCCGAACGGCGGCACCACCGGCUGCGUACCAAUCUUCAACUCGGACACAAUCAAAAAGAGCAAAACCAUCCCGCUGAAGGCUUACCAAAGUUCGGAUCCGCUGGUCAAGCUAAACAGUGAGCGGAGUUCGGGGACGUUCAAGAACUUCUUCUAUCGCAUGGGCUCGACUGGGAUGCUGAACCACAAGUCGAACCAGCUCCAGAAGAAUCCUGCCCAGAGUCAGCAAAGUCAACCGGCCAAGCAGGAACAGCCCGUGCCAUCGCAGCUUGGGUUCAUGCACAAGAGCAAGAUGGACUCGAAUCACCAGACUCUGUACAGGAGCAGCUCGACGAGCCAGUUGAACUCGUGUUCUUACAUCAAGUGUGACGAUCCGACGGAGGGAAUCAAUCUUGCGAAUGGAAUCCACAAGAAUGCGGCUAGUAGUACAAAUUUGAACAUGGAGCAGUCUUCCCAGAAGCAAUCUCAAGCUACGAAGUCGUCCAGUUGUGACGACAUUGCUCGAGUAGCAACCCAGGAACAAUUAUCCAAGAAGAACCACUUUCCGUACGCUUUUCUCCGGUCCAAGCUGUCCGUCCUUCCGGAAGAAAACGGCGGAUCGGUCAUCAACUACAACCGAAUCAAGGAGAAUCUCCUGCGCUCCGGCAACCGAGGAUCGGUGAUCAGUUUGCGAUCCGACCUGGACAACAUCUCAAUCACCGACUCCCAGCUCAACAUCUCCGACAACGGGGACGUGUUCCUGUCCGCCACCGAGUCCAAAUCCUUCACGGUCAGUGACAUCGGCGGAAUGUCCCGCAACAACUCGAUCAAAACCCUCACCGACGAUUCGCACAGCUUCGUCAGCAACUACCAAAGACUGAGCAGCUGUCUCAGCAGCAACGAGUCCGGCUACGACAGCGAUGGCCGCCACGCCGAAGACAAACUCGACCCGGAAGGAACCUCCUCCAUCCCACCAAACACCACCAAUAACCUGUCCGUCCACCACGCCGCCGUAGAUUCGUACGCGGACGCCAUCCGGAGCAAGGACCAGUCGUACAUGUUCGGCAGUCGGCGCCGGAUGUCCUCGUCCAGCUCGGUCUGCUCGAUGCAGAACCUGGACUGUGGACCGGCUGGUGGAAGUGGGAAUGGAAGCGCGGGCAGCUCGAUACGGCGCCGGUUUCGGCAGAUCAAGCUAGAAAAGUGUCACCACGAUGAGGUGAUUGGUAUCGACCUGACGCCGCAGACGGUCACCAUGGACGAGGGUGACUGCUGCGAAACGCGCUUCCUGGUGACGGAGAUCGAUCCGGAGGGGAUCGCGUACAGGGACGGCCGCCUGCGGAUCGGCGACGAGAUUGUCAACGUAAACGGGCACCAUUUACGUGGCCUGCAAUCUCCCAGCACGGUACAGCGCAUCCUAUCGACGUUUGUCAACAACAUUGUAGACCUUGUCAUUGCGCAUGACGAGCUAACUACGUUCAGCGCCGACCUGCACCGCAAGAUCAAGAUCGACGGCUCCAAGCUGGGCGGCGGUCAUGGCCUUGACGGUCUUGACGGUGCGGGUUCGGGGACGCCACAACACCCGAGACUUCAGCAGCAGCAGACGACCCUCGUCAACUGUUCCACGCCGUCGGCUCGGAAGGGACCGUUUUGCCCGAUGACCCCGAUGUACUCACCGGUGGACUACGUGCCGGUGUACGCCAAUCGGAUCUCGAUCUCGAACACGAUCUGCGACGACGAAAAGUGGCAAAUGCUGAGCAAGCAGCGAAGCGAAGCCCUCGGCAAGAACCACGGCUACUCGCACAUUUUGGGCUCAAAGCGCGUCAUCAAGGAUAGCGACGAAGACAUCGUGAUCGUUCCGCACCAGCAGCAGCAUCAACAGCAGCAACCUCCGCCACCUCCCUCUACGGUACAAGCCAUGCCGAACGGUGCCCACAUGCUGUACCGACCCGUGUCCCAAUCGAAUCUCAGUCGUCACUCAUCGAUCGCACAUCUGGCCACCGGAACCGGAACCAACGGGGAUGACGAUGAGGAGACGGCCCUGUCCCGACCCAUCACCAUGGUUGAAGUGAUUUCAGACACCAUCCGGCGGAAUGUCCCCUUCGGAAGCAUCAGCAGUAGCAACCGUGGUGCCAACCCGGACUACCGGUCGAUCAAGAUCAAGAACCCGGAGGACGUCCCAAAGACAGUACAAAGAAUUCGGCUCAAGUCUUUCACCGAUUCAAAUGGGGCCGCGUCGGACGGGGGAAGUUCUGGGAUUGGAGAGGACGUAGUGGACGGAGGAGCUGGUGGUGGUGGGAAUCCGCUGCAGAGGUCAAAGACUGAGCAGAAUGUCUGCAGCAGUGGCGGCAGUCGGGAUGAGCUGCUGGACUGCUCGAUGGAUGGCACCAAGUACGAGUCCGGGGUGCGGAUUCUGAUCAACGAGGAAGGCAUCCACACCAAGUGCACUUUCCUGACGGUGACGUACUACAAGGGCGCCGGCAUGAAGUCGCUCGGCUUCAGCAUCGUCGGCGGCCGGGACUCGCCCAAGGGCAACAUGGGCAUCUACGUGAAGACGGUCUUCCCGAGCGGGCAGGCCGCGCUCGACGGCAACCUGAUGGCCGGUGACGAAAUCAUCUCGAUCAACGACGUCGCCGUACACGGGAUGAGCCACGCCGAAACGAUUGGCCUGUUCAAGAACAUCAAGGAGGGUCCGGUGGUGCUUAAGCUAACAAGGCGAAAAUAUCAACGCGCCAAAUCCGUAGACAACUUGCCCAACUGAGAUUUCAAGUGUCUUUAAACCCUGACACCGUCCAGCACUUUCGGCUAAAUCUGUCUGCCGCCGCCGCCGUGCCAAAAAUGGAGAUUCUGCGCCGGGUGUCUGUUUUGAUUUGUUGACCCCCCUCCCACACGCCCAAGACACACCACAAAAAUGAUUAUAUUUAAUUUUUCUGUCUCGUUUAUCGUUUUCGGAUGUGCUAUUUCCAGGUGGUGGCGCAAGCCUCCCCCACACAGAUACACACACACACACACCCGUGGCACAUACACGCAUCCUAUUCUAGUCACUUUCUCGUACUGAACAAAAAAAUGUAAAACGUUGAUUUUCUUAACAUGUUAGUUAAAUUGAUUUCGUGGAAGCUUGAUUAAGUGGUGUAGAUUAGCAGCUAAUUUCUUCUCGUUUACUUUACUUUAGGGACUAAAGCAGUUUAGGUUAAGGCACACACACACCCCCACACACACACGUUCACGACAAAAUCAAAGAUUAUUUUCGCAAGUUUGUACAAACUUUAUUAAGGUAAUUUAACGUUGCAAUAAACAGAGAAAAAGAUUUCACUUCA